UAUCAUCGGACUUCCUCCCACAUACGCCCAUGCACAAACACCAAGGGGCUGUGCGCGCAAUAAGAUGAGAAGUUUCUCUCAGAAAUCUCCACAGCAUGCGCACUUCUACUUAGGAAACCUUUAAACGGUAUUACAAAUAUUGACGGCGAGUUUAAGCGCAACAUCAUGGGGAGAGUGAACGUCUGUUUGAAGCGAAGUUACAUUAUAGUGUCAAGUUUGAUCGCGGUUGGCAGUGCUUUGCUGUUGGGAGCUGCUCUGUUCAACCACGGAUACUACUACCAAAAUGAAGAGAUGGAAGAUUCGGCUCUUACAGGCAUUCAUGCCAUGUAUAUUAUUUCCACCAUAAUUCUGGCCUUGACCAUCAUUGGUGUGUAUGGUGCCUGCAAAGAGAAGAAGUGGGCGCUUAUAGCGUUUGCAGUUGGAAUGAUCCUGGGCAGUCUGUUCAUGAUUUUCAUAGAAAUUGGUGGACUGGCUGUGCGACCAGAGAUGGCUGAAGGACUAAAGAAGCAUUACCUACAUAUGCUGCCCCUGAAUAAUGCUAGUGAGAGCUUUAUAGACAACAUGAAUGACAUACAGAUGCAUUUGCAGUGUUGUGGACUGGAUCAGGGCUACCUGGAUUGGGGCUACCAAAUCCCAGAAUCCUGCCUAUGUAAUGAAGAGUCCACUAAUCCAUGUGUGGCAGCUCCUAGAGACAGCGGUCUGUUUGAGCACAUGGUCAAUGAUCAGCCCAUCAUGAUUUAUAAUGAGCCAUGCAUUCCAUUCUUGAUUGCACAUGAGAUAAAGAACCUACAUACUGCAUGUGGCAUAUUUCUGGGAAUCACAUUAUUCUGGAUUUUGUCAGUGGUGUUGUGCAUCUUCAUCUUAUGUCAGUUGAGUAAGAAGGAAGAUAUCCCUGUAGUGGUCUACAGUCCAGAGGCUAAAGCAGGCAACUACACCACUCUAACAGACGCUGCAGAGUACACCUGAUUGGGAUUGGUACAAUACAUAAUGUUUUUAUGAUGUUUGAAUAUAUCAGAAGUUACCUCCAACAACUGAAGUUGCAUAUUUUGUUUCUUAAAUGUAUUUGUUUGGGUAGUAUGUAUUGGUUUUGGUUUUGCCAUUUAAACCAUUAAACCUUUAUUCAUUUUUGUAUACCGGAAGAAGCAUGUUUUUACAAUGGUAAAGUUAUGGGCUAUGGUCAGAAACAGCACAUACUGUACUGUGAAUAAGUAUUUUCUUUGUUUUAAAUAAAGAAGAUGAAAACUAAGA
This is a messenger RNA of Perca flavescens (yellow perch), 1248 nucleotides long. Its product is annotated as tetraspanin-8. Gene Ontology annotation, cellular component: plasma membrane. Bases 166 to 966 code for a protein of 266 amino acids. The record is from RefSeq and is a predicted model, not a curated record. The transcript has 9 exons. NCBI's taxonomy places the organism in Eukaryota, Metazoa, Chordata, Actinopteri, Perciformes, Percidae.